CAUGUCGUUUGUUAAUUGCCCUCUACCUACUGCAUUCAUCGGCCUCACGAUUCAGUUCAGGCAAUUGAUUUACUAAAUUCCUCCGGCAAGCCGUCUUCUGAUCGUCCGGCGCAAUUUACUGGUGCUAAGACCGUCGCAACCGAGUUCAUAGAUUGGUCAUUUUCGUUCUAAGCAAAUAUUUGAGAUACUGGAGAAGGAGCUAUAGCAAGCGCCAGUCAAAUGUCAGCGGACGCGACGAAUUGGGACGAAGAUGCCUACAGAGAGAGUAUUUUCAAGGAGAGAGAGGUGCAAACUCGGACUGUGUUCAGAACUGCAUGGGCUCCCUCUUUAAAUGGUGGUCCCGAGACAAUCGUGGUCGCCUCCAGUGAUGGAUCCAUUGCCUCUUAUUCUAUCGCUUCCUGCAUCUCUAAGCUGCAUUUUGGUUAUAGCAAUGCUAAAAGUUUUCUGGCAGCAGAGCCUCAUUGCUUCCUUCAAGGGCAUGAUGGGCCUGCAUAUGAUGUCAAAUUUUACGAUAGUGGCGACAAUACUUUAUUACUGAGCUGUGGGGACGAUGGUCACAUUCGAGGAUGGAGGUGGAGAGAAUGUACUGAUAUAGAGAUGCCUAUUUAUUUCCAAGGUAGUCAUAUUGAGCCUGUCAUGGACCUGACGAAUCCUCAAUACAAUGUUGGGAUCUGGAGAGCUGUAAAAUUAAAAUGGUUUUUAAGGGGCACUCUGAUUACUUGCAUUGUAUAGUUGCCCGGAACACUGUCAACCAAAUCAUAACUGGUUCAGAAGAUGGUACAGCACGAAUAUGGGAUUGCAAGAGUGGAAAGUGCAUCCAAGUAAUUGACCCAGCGAAGGAUAAGAAGCUGAAAGGGCACUUCUCAUGUAUUAGAUGCAUUGCUCUUGAUGCAAGUGAAAGCUGGUUGGCCUGUGCUGACGGUCGGAGUUUAUCAGUUUGGAACCUUCCGUCUUCUGAAUUCAUUUCGAAAACUUUGACCCGUUCUUCAAUGCAGGAUAUGGCUUUUUGUGAUAAUCAAAUAUUAGGCAUUGGAGCAGAGCCAUCACUAACCCGGUUCGACGUAAAUGGAUCAAUUCUUUCACAAAUACAAUGUGCCCCUCAGUCAGCUUUUUCAGUUGCCUUGCAUCCAUCUGGCGUCGCAGCAGUCGGAGGCUAUGGUGGUCUCGUGGACGUUAUCUCACAGUUCGGAAGUCAUUUAUGCACAUUCCGGUGUCAAUACAGAUAAAUCAAUAUAACCAAUUGCUUUGCUGCAGGAGUUGGAGGAUGUGCUUGGAAAUUCGAAGGUGCCUGCUCCCAACUUACCAAUGAGUUCCUACAGUUGAAAUACGAUUUCUUUUCUUGGAAGAAAAAUUUUUAGUCGCUGUAUCUUGUGGUUCUUCAAUUUUGAUAUUUUUUAAAUUGACAACAUAUAUGCACUUUUGAUUUAUAACCUAAUAGAAUCAUGGUAGUUUUUUUUAAAUAA
Momordica charantia (bitter melon) is the source of this 1463-nucleotide messenger RNA. The record is from RefSeq and is a predicted model, not a curated record. Lineage: Eukaryota; Viridiplantae; Streptophyta; Magnoliopsida; Cucurbitales; Cucurbitaceae.